AUGCUUGUCACUAACAGAGCCCUCAACCAUGGCCUUAGUCUUACUCCAGAUGGCACAACACUCUAUGCUAGUGGAGAGACCACGGGCUACUCGUGGAGCUAUGAUCCGGCGACACGGAAACUUGGAGCCUCAAAAGUUGUUGUUAAAAACAUGGGUAGCGGCGUUCACUCAACUAGGACCAUGGUUGUGGUGCCCGGCCACCCAAAUCUCGUUAUUGUCACGGUUGGGAGCAAUAACAAUUGGGACUACCAAGCAGGUGAUGCGGCAACUGGGCGAGCAUGUGCGAAGGUCUUUGAUAUGAGCAAGGUCCCGGAUGGAGGCUACGACUACAAGUCUGGAGGCUGGCAGCUGGGCCAUGGCUUACGCAACGAGGUCGCCAUAACACUCGAUCCCAACAAUAUGGCUUGGGGUGUUGAGAAUAGCGGAGAUGAUUUCCGGCGAACGGUCAAUGGAGCAUCCACCGAUAUUCACAUCGACAACCCUGCAGAGGAGCUCAAUUACCUGGGUGAUCCUACAAAGCCAAACAACAACUGGUACGGGUAUCCUACCUGCUUCACAGUCUGGAGCCCGUCCUUGAUUCGGGACAAGACUUUCCAAACUGGAGAUCAGUUCGUCGUUACGCCCAACUCUUCUUUCAGCGAUGCGAACUGCGCUACCAAGGCAAUUCCACCACGUCUGUCAUUCCCGGCUCACGUCGCGCCAAUCACGGCAGCCUUCGACGCGGACGCUAAGAACAUGUACAUCACCUUUCAUGGGUCUUGGGACCGCCAGCCUGCCAUCGGUUACAAGGUGGUCGAGGUUCCCUUUACACAAACAGCUGAAGGCCAAUAUGAUCCGGUGGCCAAGAGUGACAGCCAGACAGGGUUCACAGAUGUUAUUGCAGCAAGCAAUCCUGGGGGCCUCCAAUGGGAUCCUGCUGGCACGAGGUUGUUUGUGUCUAGCGACAACAGUGCUGAGGGAGAGAUUUUUGUUCUGUCAAAGAAGACUUAG
Phaeoacremonium minimum UCRPA7 is the source of this 990-nucleotide messenger RNA. RefSeq names its product putative cellobiose dehydrogenase protein. The transcript is spliced from 4 exons. The record is from RefSeq and is a predicted model, not a curated record. Lineage: Eukaryota; Fungi; Ascomycota; Sordariomycetes; Togniniales; Togniniaceae. The coding region runs from base 1 to 990 and encodes 329 amino acids.